ACGGUAUUCCCGAGCGCAAACGAAGUUGUGAAUUUAAAAACCCAUUGAUUAUUUAGUCAAAUUUCUUGUCUUUUAAAUUCAUAAAAAAUUCUAAAAAAAAUGUAAAUAAUUUUAAAAUCAGUUCUAUUAUUAACUUUUUUAAUUGUUGUAUUCUGUUUGAAGAACACCGAGAUCGGCGGCCUAGCAGGUCUGCCGCAGAGCCCUCAUCAUGCCACCCGUAAUUAUGCAGCGUUCUGCUGGGGUCGAUGCCGCCGCGCCUGUACUCGGUGGCCUCACAGCCCACAACACCUCGAGGGUCUACUCUCCGGUCACUCUGAGCUCAGAGUGGCCAACAGUUGGCAGGCUUUUGUUUGUGGUCUCGUGCUCUUGUCUUGGUACUAUCCUCAACGGCUUCUUCGUAUCUUCGUUCUUUGUGGAGUUCACCCUGAAGAAAGUUGGUAACGUCUUUCUGGCUUGCGUUGGUCUCGCAGACCUUAUUAUGACGUCUAGUGUGAUGCCUAUUUCUGGUGUGGUGUUGCUGUCCGGAGAAUGGGAUACUCUCGAAGUUUGUCGUGCGCUGCAGUUCCUCGGUCAAGCCUCUACAUAUUCAUACAGCUUGUUCUUUGCUAUGGCUGCAAUAGAAAACUACUAUCGACUAUGCCGCUCAAGCGAUGAAUAUGUCAUGUUUAUCUCGAUGCACACUAGCUGCACCUGCGUCUUCAUUUUUGCGUUGUCCUUCUGUCUUUCAGCAGUUGGAGUCUUCUUGAAUUUAGAUUACGAUUAUUGCUUGCGGACCGACUACGGAAAUUUUGCCUUCAGGAUUACUACUCUAAUAAUUUUUCACGCUGUACCUCUUGUUGUAACGUAUGUAGGUUUUCUGAUAUGCGCUAUACACAUUCGCAAUCGCGCUGCUAAAGAGCUCCCCUACAGACGCUCGCACCAGUACGAACGUGAUUAUUCCAGGACUCAUUUGGAUAUCGCGGUCUAUUCACUGCACGUUCUCGCUUGGAUUCCUUAUCUCAUCGUUGUCUACGACUACCCUAACGCCCCCGAUUAUAAGUUCUACCAUAGCACCUGGAUCGCGGUGUGCCGUCCCGUCCUCACAAAUUUCUUGUACUGCGCUAUUAAUCGUAACUUCAGACGUGCGUUUGCUCAUCUCUACUAUUAUUGUUGCUGCAAAAGUUCCACAACUCGAUCGUUUAGUACCCGCCACCGUCGUAUUAUUUGUGAGUGCAAGAUGCCUAUUUCCGAUGUCCGCGUUCAUAUUAUGCACCAGGCGCUCAGCUCCAAUAGCCCAGCCCGCGGUGCUUCUUCGUGUAGGGAGAUGCAGGAAUUAUGAUCAUUCCGAUCAAGCCCGGUGAGAACGCACAAGAAGAAGGUGAGAUUCGCGAAAACAACGGCACGGGUCUAAAAACGGAUAAACGGCUUGCAACUAAUGGAAAUAUUACAGUUUUAAUUUUUGUGCUCCCUACAUUGUGGUUAAAAAAAUUCAAACCUUUUAUCGUUUUAACAUUACUAAUUGAUCAAUUGUAAUAUCUACUCGUCAUUUCAUUUUUAUUUUGGAACUCCUCACGCUUGAGGACCUUUUAGUAUCUUCCCGUGUUACGCUUUUGCUUUUGAAAUAAAAAUCCAAUAAAACAUAGCUCCACUUCAAUUUUUAUCGAUAAACGUAAAUGUGUGUGUUAGAUUAGAUUGGUGUUCUUAAUAUACUCGUACCGUAGUUCAAUAUUAAUCCCUUUAAUGGACAUAUAUUAUAAUCCUGUAUGUUUAUUGAUGUUGUUAAUAAAAGUUCGUAGAGUGUCGAUAACCGAAUCGUAUUCGUGAAAGUCUGAAAAGUAACCAUGACUGGCUUGAACACAAAGUGAAUGAUAAGCGCAUUAAGCAGGAGUAUCAAAAGCCACUCGAUGGAAUUGAAAUGAACAUAGUUCUUAGUCGUAUUUUCGUUGUCGAUGUGUUCUUAAUGUGAAAAUGCUUUACGAAAAUGUGCUAUGUGCAUAAGUAUAUGUAAUGUUUUAGAUUUAGAAUGUCUGGCUAAUGUAGACCUUUGUUAAUUAAUGUUUUUAUUUUAUUUUUAUUCUGUUAUAAGCUGUAAAUAGAAUAACACAUAUUGUAUAACAUAUAUCAAUUUAUUUUUGAUUUACCUUUAAUUUUAUAUGAAAGCUAUUUUAUUAUUAUUUGGUUGUAUUUUUGGGCAAUAUUUACUUUAC
Molecule: messenger RNA, 2186 nt
Organism: Bombyx mandarina (wild silkworm)
Lineage: Eukaryota; Metazoa; Arthropoda; Insecta; Lepidoptera; Bombycidae
Gene: Mtnr
Product: melatonin receptor-like
Biological process (GO): G protein-coupled receptor signaling pathway
Cellular component (GO): membrane
Molecular function (GO): G protein-coupled receptor activity
Source: RefSeq, a predicted model, not a curated record